Cynocephalus volans (Philippine flying lemur) is the source of this 1164-nucleotide messenger RNA. Its product is annotated as mitochondrial import receptor subunit TOM40 homolog. Gene Ontology annotation, molecular function: transmembrane protein transporter activity. The record is from RefSeq and is a predicted model, not a curated record. The transcript is spliced from 3 exons. NCBI's taxonomy places the organism in Eukaryota, Metazoa, Chordata, Mammalia, Dermoptera, Cynocephalidae. Gene Ontology annotation, cellular component: mitochondrial outer membrane translocase complex; mitochondrial outer membrane. Gene Ontology annotation, biological process: protein import into mitochondrial matrix. Bases 1 to 1164 code for a protein of 387 amino acids.
AUGCAGAAAGUGAUCAUCUCUACGGCCACCGUGAGGAUUCUACGGACACUUCAGACAGGACAGAAACCAGCUCCGGCGGCGGCGGCGGAGGCGGCGGCGGGUGCGGUCGCGCGUGCGCACGGGGUGGGAGCGGGGUCGGGCCGGCGCAGCCUCCGCCAGAGACCCCGGGGACAUGCUGGCCGCCAGCUGCCUCCCGCAAGACCGCCGCCGCCCGCGCCGCCGUGCUUCCCGCUGCCACCGAUCGGAGGUGGCCUAGGCGCCGGGCCCAGCGCGGGUCCAGGUUCGGAAGGGACUCCCGGGGCUGCCGCCGCCGGCGCCUGCGGCUGCCUGCCCAACCCGGGCACGUCGGAGGAGCGCCACCGGCAGUGCAAAGAGCUGCUUCCCAUUCAGAUGGAGGGUAUCACACUCACAGUCGACAAAGGGCUGAGGAACCAUUUCCAGGUAAACCACACAGUCGCCCUCAGCACAAUCGGGGAGUCCAACUACUUUGGGGUCACGUACAUGGGGACAAAGCAGCUGAUUCCCACAGAGGCAUUCCCCGUGCUGGUGGGUGACAUGGACAACAGUGGCAGCCUCAGUGCUCAGGUCCUUCACCAGCUGGACCCCGGCCUCUGGUCCAAGAUGGCCAUUCAGACCCAGCAGUCGAAGUUGGUGAACUGGCAGGUGGAUGGGGAGUACCUGGGUUCUGAAUUCACAGCAGCUGUCACCCUGGGGAACCCAGAUGUCCUGGUGGCUCACUACCUCCUGAGCAUCACGCCACGUCUGGCCCUGGGCGGGAAGCUGGUCUAUCACCGGCAGCCCAAGGAGGAGGGUACCAUCUUGUCUCUAGCUGAGAAAUACCCAUUAAACAACUGGUUGGCAACUGUAACAUUGGGCCAGGCAGACAUGCACACGACAUAUUACCACAAAGCCAGUGACCAGCUGCAAGGAGGCGUGGAGUUGGAGGCCAGCACAAGGAUGCAGGACACCAGUGUCUCUUUUGGGUAUCAGCUGGACCUGCCCAAGGCCAACCUCCUCUUCAAAGGCUCUGUGGAUAGCAACUGGAUCAUGGGUGCCACACUGGAGAAGAAGCUCCCACCCCUGCCCCUCACACUGGCUCUCGGGGCCUUCCUGAAUCACUGCAAAAACAAUUUCCAGUGCGGCUUUGGCCUCACCAUCCGCUGA